This is a messenger RNA of Puma concolor (puma), 1779 nucleotides long. Lineage: Eukaryota; Metazoa; Chordata; Mammalia; Carnivora; Felidae. The record is from RefSeq and is a predicted model, not a curated record.
AUGGUUUCUAGCUUGCUUCCAAACCCCACCUCGGCUGAGUGUUGGGCAGCCCUUCUACAUGAUCCUAUGACUCUUGAUAUGGACGCAGUCCUGUCAGACUUUGUUCGGUCCACGGGGGCAGAACCUGGUCUGGCCAGAGACCUGCUGGAAGGCAAAAACUGGGACCUGACAGCCGCUCUGAGUGACUAUGAGCAGCUCCGACAGGUGCACACAGCCAACCUGCCACAUGUGUUCAACGAGGGCAGGUGUCCCAAGCAGCCAGAGCGAGAGCCACCGCAGCCCGGGCACAAGGUGGAACGGCCCUGCCUUCAGAGGCAGGACGACAUCGCCCAAGAAAAGCGACUUUCUCGGGGAAUUUCCCACGCCAGCUCCGCUAUCGUCUCCCUGGCCAGGUCCCACGUGGCCAGUGAGUGCAACAAUGAGCAGUUCCCCCUGGAGAUGCCCAUCUACACAUUCCAGUUGCCGGAUCUGAGUGUGUACAGUGAAGACUUCAGGAGUUUCAUCGAACGGGACUUGAUCGAGCAGGCGACCAUGGUGGCUUUGGAGCAGGCAGGUCGCCUGAACUGGUGGUCCACCGUGUGCACGAGCUGUAAACGGCUUCUUCCUUUGGCCACUACAGGAGAUGGGAACUGCCUUUUACACGCCGCCUCUCUGGGAAUGUGGGGGUUUCACGACCGGGACCUGGUUUUGCGGAAAGCUCUCUACACCAUGAUGAGGACAGGGGCUGAAAGGGAAGCCCUAAAGCGAAGGUGGAGGUGGCAGCAGACACAGCAGAACAAGGAGUCAGGGCUGGUGUACACCGAGGAGGAAUGGGAGCGGGAGUGGACUGAGCUACUGAAAUUGGCAUCCAGCGAGCCACGCACGCACUUCAGCAAGAACGGUGGCACAGGCGGGGGUGUGGACAACUCUGAGGACCCCGUGUAUGAGAGUCUAGAGGAGUUCCAUGUGUUUGUCCUCGCCCACAUAUUAAGAAGACCAAUAGUUGUCGUAGCAGAUACGAUGUUGAGGGACUCAGGUGGAGAAGCAUUUGCUCCAAUCCCAUUUGGAGGGAUUUACCUGCCUUUGGAGGUGCCUCCCAACAGGUGCCAUUGCUCACCUCUGGUUCUUGCCUAUGAUCAAGCGCAUUUCUCUGCCCUGGUGUCCAUGGAGCAGAGAGAUCAGCAAAGAGAACAAGCCGUGAUCCCUCUGACGGAUUCGGAGCACAAGCUGCUGCCUCUGCACUUUGCAGUGGACCCCGGGAAGGACUGGGAGUGGGGCAAAGACGACAACGAUAACGCCCGGCUGGCCCACCUGAUCCUGUCGCUAGAAGCCAAGCUGAACCUUCUGCACAGCUACAUGAACGUGACGUGGAUCCGGAUCCCCUCGGAGACCCGGGUGAGCCUGGCGUGCGCCCGGACCUCACCAGCUGUCUGGGUCCUGGCCUCUCACUGGCCGCCGGCGCGGGCGGGCGGGAGGGCCCACCCUACAAACCUGGCAGGGCUCACCUACUCCCUCCCGGCCUCCGACCCCCGGCCGCGCCCGGCCAGCCCCGCCCCGCCCCGGCGAGAAGUGUUUUGGGUUUACCUGAUGCGUGUGUGCACGCGUGCUUGCGUGCCUAUACCGAGCCCUGCCUUGUCGGACCUCACCUGCUGUGGCAUCGCCCAGGGCCUGCUGAGGCGGCCUCUGCUCUGGCUAGUCUGGUUCUGCUGUUUCCUGAAGGCAGACACACCAUGGAAAGGCCCAGAGGUGGCUGGCAUUCCUGGCACCAGGGAGAAGGCACCCCCUUCCAAAAAGCCUUAA